This is a messenger RNA of Rhodotorula graminis WP1, 1011 nucleotides long. RefSeq lists its product as uncharacterized. NCBI's taxonomy places the organism in Eukaryota, Fungi, Basidiomycota, Microbotryomycetes, Sporidiobolales, Sporidiobolaceae. The coding region runs from base 1 to 1011 and encodes 336 amino acids. The record is from RefSeq and is a predicted model, not a curated record. The transcript is spliced from 3 exons.
AUGCCCGCCACCCUAGUCGUCGGCGGCCUCCCCGUCACCGUCUACGGCCUCGACCACCUCACCCGACCGCAACCGGGACAAACCGCGACCAAGCCCGUCGCCGUCGCCUUCCUCCUCCACGGCCGCGGCCAGCGCUCCGACGACAAGCUCAUGGUUCGCUUCGCCGACCGCCUCGUCCAGUACUCGCACGACCAGGCCACCACCGUCAAGGACCUCGUCGUCGUCACCUUUGACCAGCGCAACCACGGCCACCGCCUCGUCGCAAAGGACCGCCAGCUCGGCUGGCUCGAGGGCGGCAAGCGCCGUCACCAGGAGCGCCUCGACGCCGGCCUCGAGCCCCACGACCUCGACAACCCGUCGCACGCGGCCGACAUGAUGGCCAUGCAGGUCGGUACCGCGAGGGACGUCUCGUUCCUCGUCGACUUUCUCCCCGCCGCCUUGUUCCCCAACGACGAGCGCACCGUCGCCGACUGGUACUGCGCCGGCAUCUCGCUCGGCGGACACGCAACCUGGCUCGCUCUCGCACACGACCCACGCAUCUCGCUCGGCGUCCCCAUCAUCGGCUCCCCCUCGACCCACAUCCUCCUCUCGCACCGCGCGUCCAACCUCCCACCCCCAGCCGGCCCACUCCCGCUCGCGCCGCCUUACUUCCCCGCGUCGCUCGUCGCCCUCUUUGCGCGCGAGGACCCGGCCAACGUCGAGCUCGAGCGGUGGGACGGCCGCAGCGUGCUCGUCCUCAGCGGCGAGGACGACCAGCUCGUCAACUAUGUGCACGGCGGGACCGAGGCGUUUGUCGCCCGGCUCGAGAACGAGGCAAAAAGGUGCAAGGUCGAGGCGUGGGUCCAGCCAAAGACCGGCCACGCCUGCACGCCCGAGAUGAUCGAGCGCACGUGCGAGUUCAUCUGCCGCGAGGGCCUCGCAGCGCCGGUGGCGGCGAGUGCUCGAGGAGGGAUCGAGGCGGCCCAGGGCGCGCCGGCGGCGGCGGCCACGGCGGCGAGGGGCAAGAUGUAG